Molecule: messenger RNA, 1692 nt
Organism: Lutzomyia longipalpis
Lineage: Eukaryota; Metazoa; Arthropoda; Insecta; Diptera; Psychodidae
Product: RING finger and transmembrane domain-containing protein 2
Exons: 1
Coding region: 158-1561 (467 amino acids)
Biological process (GO): positive regulation of ERAD pathway
Molecular function (GO): ubiquitin protein ligase activity
Source: RefSeq, a predicted model, not a curated record
GCAAAAAUUUUCUCUUCGGCACAGUCUUCGAAUUUUUGGGUGAAAUGCGAAGAAGAAAUUUUUGAGAGAGAAAAAUUGAAUUUUGUGACUAAUUUCUCCGUGCAGGAAGUUUCUCUGAAAGUGGCAAAAAAAAGAAAGGAAUUCAUCUGUGUGGGAGAUGUCGGAUGCAGGGCAGAAUUUUUAUGUGAAUCGAGGAACGAACGCCCAGGAGACAGCAAUUGACGUCGAUGCAGGAAGUACUGGUGCAGAGGAUACGCGCCCAACAGAGGGAAGACGCCUGACGAAUACCUUUAGACUUCCACCAUCAUCUCCCAUUGCCAUUAUGACGACCAAUUGGCGUGAACUCACGCACAUGAUACACUCAUCCUUCCUGGCACAGCAGUCGAGAACGAUGAAUAAUUUUAGUACUUGGCUACCAACAAGUGGAGGCCCCACAGCUGUACGCAGCACCGGCACUACAACGCACUCACCCAGCUCAGAUAGUUUUGUGAUAAAUCUCGAUGGAGCAUCGGGGAAUCAGCAGGGAAUGGCUGAAGCGCAGCAGCAAGCAAUUAAUCCUCCACCUGACUCCCCAGCAGCACAGGAGAUGAGGCCACUAAACCCGCAACAUCACCAUCAUCAUCAUCAUCACACCCAUGCAAGGGAUGAUCCUCCCGAGGGACCUGCAGCGGAAGCAUUGGCACAGAUGCCAGAGACAAGGGCAUUCCUAUUGACACUCAGCAGAUAUAUGCCCUAUGUAUGCAUUCUCCUGGCUAAAUCCUGCUAUGACCACAUCGAUGGUAUUCUCGAUUGCUUUGCCCUCUUCAUCACAUUCUCCCACGCAAAUUGGGUGGUACGCCAGGAGGUGGCAAAGAAGCAAAAUAAGCGCAUCCUUGCCCUUCUCCGGGAGCUGAUUUACAUCAUUCUGGCCAUUGCAAUUGUGGGAUUUAUGCUUGAGCGGAAAAACAUCUACAUAAGUCUCAUGUUUGCUACGUCCUUCAGUGAACCCUUUGGCCUCAGGAAUCUCCUCUUCUCCGUCGGCAUUACUGAUCUCAUACUCAAACUAAUAACUGUGGGUGUGAAGAUCCUCAUUACGCUCCUCCCGCCGUCUGUGUUGGAGUACAAAGGUCGUGGACGGGUGUACCUCAUGGCGGAAGCUGUAUCACAACUCUAUCGUGCCCUGGCACCCAUUCAACCAUGGUUGGUCUUUCUCCUUGACUCCUACACGUCAUACGAGAGGAUUGCGGGUGUUAUCCUCGCAGCCGCGUACAUGGCAGCCAAGGGUAGUGAUCUCCUGCAGCGGGCAAAAUUCGUUAAACGCUCCUUCAUCAAGCUCCUCCAGAAUGUCAGCUUCGGCGUGACACCGUCUAAGGAGCAACAACAAACAGCUGGUGGGGUAUGCCCCAUUUGUCAUGACUUCUACACGAAUCCCAUUCUCUUGGAGUGCAAUCAUAUCUUUUGCGAAUCCUGCGUGGGCACGUGGUUCGACAGAGAGCAAACAUGCCCCCUCUGCAGGGCCAAAGUCGUCGAGGACCCUUCAUGGAAGGAUGGCGCCACGACGUUCUUCGUUCAAUUCUACUGAUGAUACGAUACCUAAGGUGAUUUUCCCGGGAAAUACUUUCCCAUUUAUUCCAGAUUAUUGAUUAAUUAAUUAAUUAUUAUUAUAUACAAUUUUGGAGAGUGUGUGAAUAAAAAAAAACUUGAAGGAAAAAA